AUGGUACCUUUGGUACCUUUGUGCCAUUGUACCUUUGUAAACUUGAAAACUACAGCAGUAUUUUACCUUCGCGAUCGGUCCCGGGCUUUCGAUGGAUUCGCUUUACUUUGGGCCAGAAACUCGUUGGAGUUUGCAGACCACGCUUUGAAUAUUCUAGAAGCCGUAUCCGCUUCUGCUCCUCCGGCUUACUACACGACAAUGAUGUUCUGGUGCCUGCUGUUAACGUUUGUCUCCGCGGAAGAGCAGCCUUUGGGGCUGGUCUCCAAGGACACGGAGCACGAUUUAAUAGCUGAAGCGACACAUUCCGGUGCUCAAGCCCAGAAGAGGGAGGCUGGCUUGUCGAACUCCUACGGGGAACCCCUCCCGCCGGACGCGUACGGACCUCCGAGAGAUACGUCCGACCUGAUUUCAGAUCUCCAGCUGCCGGUUCCCGUGUACGGCGUCCCUCAGCAAAACGACUUCCUGCAAGAAACACCGCCCGGAGCGUACGGGCCCCCGUCCCCCGUCGUGUUCCCGAGCCAACACUACGAAGGACCCCCGCCACCAAUUUCCAAACCGAAGCCAAUAUACGGACCCCCCAAGUUCCAUGGACCGCCCAAGAACUUUGGUCCCCCGAAACUAAGCUACGGGCCCCCCAAGUCGUACUACGGACCUCCGAAGAAGUUAUACGGACCCCCUAAGCAAGGACUCCCUAAGCCUUCUUAUGGUACACCUUUCAAAGCGCCCAAAGUGCUGUCCAAACCGUACCCAAAGCCAGUAUACGGUCCACCAAAACCAGUGUACGGCCCGCCAAAGCCAAUAAGAUCAACUUACGGUCCCCCAUUACCAAGUGUACCAUUAGAAGCCCCGCCUCUUCCUCAACCCACUAUCACCACAGUUGAAACCACUAUUGGCCUGGGGGGCUUUGGAUCAAACUUGAAUCUACCCGCUCCUAUAUACGGCACUCCAAUCGUGUCGCUACCUUUGGAUGUUGGCAACGAAAACCACUUCCCGUCAGAGACGUACGGACCGCCGGGCCACGCGCUCGGCCCAAUCGGACCUAACGACCAGGUCGUGGUACAAGACAUAGCGGACGUCGGACACUACGGGCCGCCGCAACCCGACCCAAACCCGCGACCCCCACACCCAGGCAUCCCCGCUCCACCGACGCCCCCGCACGUCCUCUACGACGGCUGGAAGCCAAUACCUGGAGUAUCUAAACCAGUUGGACACGUCGAAGAGACUGUCUUCCAAAACGUCGGUGUCAGCGAUCAUUACGGCCUCCCGCCGCCCCCCGUGCACGAGAUACACGUGAACGAGCAGCAACUACCCGUCCUCGACCAAGGUCCUCACUUCGCGCAUCAGAUAUCAACUGGCUACUCCAGCGUACAUCAAGACGCGCUCUCUAACGUCGACCUUAAUUCGCUUGUUGGUGGAGAUUCGAACCACAUCGACCAGUCGAAGACAGUGUUCGAAGCUCACUAUACCGAGAACCAUGAUCCACAGGCUGACUUAGCUUUCAUCCAAUCGUCCAUACCCAGUCAGAGACCGUUUGAUUCUUACGGCGCUCCGCCAUUGGACUCGCUCUCUGGUGGACCCUACCCUCCGUCUGUAAGGCAACAAGGAGCCAAAGGCCUGAUCCCGCCUUCAGGAGUGUACGGCGUGCCACCGGGCAGUCAAUAUGGUGCUCCACCGAAACCGCCACCAUCCAAUUUGCCCAUCCCGUACGGCAGCUACUCAGGAGGUGGUCACUCCAUCCACACCGGCUUGAAUACUCCUAAAAAGCCCAUUAAGUUCAGAGAUUCCGUUCCUGCAGGCUUACUGGAGCACGUGGGUCAGACCACACACGGCAAGGACACCCUGACGAUCGACAAUCUUACCCAGGGACCGGCGUACCUACCGCCGCCCAUCAGAGACGCCAAAGAGGUCAAUCAUCACACAUCAUUCGGCAUAAAUCUAUCUAUAGAACCAACGGAUUUGUACAGCCUUCCUCACGCGGGAAAUCCCCUCAACUUUCAGGCCCCACAACCCAGUAACCUCUACGGGUCCCCCAUCGACUCUUACUCAGCUCCGUUCUUGACUGUGGCAGAUCACACAGCGUCCGGAUCCAACACUAACGCGGUCACAACGACCAUAGACGGCGCGCUUCUAGCAAACCUCUCCAAUUUGGAGGCUGCAGCGAUUCUAAAGCACUGCCCCUAUCACGAAGCUAUUUUAAAAGCAGCACAAUACGGAGAGAAAAUCCCUGUCGAACUGGCCACGAAGUACAUGGCCAGUCUGAAGUCCCUGGGCAGCACGCUCUCCAAGAAUCAGUUCACGAGCUAUCAGAAUUCAGAAGCCGUUCACAGUUCGAGGGAUCAGUUAGGGUCAGCGCACACGGCCGUCCACUCUGUACUGCCGAACAACGUCCGUCACGACGACAAAGUCAAAGGUAAAUCUUUGAGAGAAAUUCAGAAACAGAGUCACAAAGGACAGAAUUUACAGUUCGUUUCCGAUCAAAUUCAAAAGACAUCGGACAAAAUCAAGUCUCUGAACGAGGAGGCGAAGAUCUUGCAACAGCAGAUCGUUCAUAACAAUCAGAAUUUGAACCAGGGACAAUUUUCAAGUCAAGCCACGCAGUUCUCGAACGAUUUCACUGGUAAUCAAGCUACUUAUGCUGUUCAAAUACAAUCCUCUGUGGGUGGCAAAGGCAAGGAUCCGAGCAUACCGCACGAACAGCUGCUGAAUGAAGGGCUGUUACAGAGUAUACUUCAAGCCAUAGAGCAGCCCCGAGAUCCGAAACAGCAGUCUGUGCAAAUUCGUCAACAACCUAGCAACACUGACGAUGGCCUGGUGUUGCCAGUCGGCUACGAGCCAGUGGACAGGACCAAAGAUAUACAAAGCUCAAAUAGGGACAUUAAACAGAUCUUGCACAGCGAAAUAGUGACUAGGGGCGAUGUUCCCGAUUGCGAAUUGAAAGCCGAUGGAUCCGUGAACCACGAAGUAGUAGUUCCAGCGCCAUUAGAAAAAGUCAAACCGGUGGAGGAAGUAAACGAUAAUGAUGUCGCAAUAUUUUUCGAUGAAAAACCGAAAAACAACGAGCCAGUUACAGAAAUAUCCGUAGCGACCAGUAUUAGUGAAGACUCAGAUGAAAAUGGCAGUAAAACUCGUCAAUUCGGUGAGAAGAUCAAAGAGGCGUAAAGCGAUUAAUUUCAGGGUAGAUUCUAGUCUAAUGGCCGGUGGGUUCUAUUAAAAUUGAAAUAUAUCAAUCGAAGUUCAUGUAUUCGUGGCAACGAUAAAACCUUUAUACACUUUUAUUUUAUAUCAUAAAAUUGCAUGCUUAUAAAUUUCGUUGGUAAAAAUUGUCAUCUAAUCGGUGCCAUUUUUGGAUUUUAAAAAAAUAUUUAAUCAAAACGCCAUUUAAAAAAACUAUAUAUUAUGCCUGUAGGUUGUAAACGUAAGUAGGUACUCUACUCAUAAUUUAAUUUGGAACUCAUCCAUUGAUUUAAAAAAAAUAUGGACGGAUCAUUCUGGAUGCGUUCCAAAUUACCAAUUUAUAUUGUUUAUUACAGUAAUCAAUUAACCCUUAUUUAAUAAAAUCGAUUAAUGUUUCCACUCGAGUUAGCUUCAAUUUGCAAUAUUCAAAGAUUCUGUUACCGUGAGACCAUUGCUUGUAAUUUGUCCUUUAAUCGACAAGCAAUAAAAUCUAAAAAUAAAUAAUUCAAUAAUAUACAUCACAGCGAUCAAGGGUUAAGUUAUUAUUCACAAUUUAUUUGUAAUUUAUAAAUAAUAGUUCUAAGUUAACACAGUAUUUGUGGUGUCGUGCUCGU
Messenger RNA from Bombyx mandarina (wild silkworm), 3788 nucleotides. RefSeq lists its product as uncharacterized. The record is from RefSeq and is a predicted model, not a curated record. Lineage: Eukaryota; Metazoa; Arthropoda; Insecta; Lepidoptera; Bombycidae.